AUGGCUUUGAAUUCGAAAACCCGGCAAUGUCUCCUAUUCGUCUUCCUCCUCAGCUCCAUUGUCGUCAAAUCUUCAUCCCUAAUUCUCUCCCCGGACACCCCGUCAACUGCCGAACCAACGGUGUACGAAAUCCUCCCCAAAUUCGGCCUUCCGAGUGGACUCUUACCCGACUCGGUCACCUCCUACUCCCUCUCGAAAAAUGGCGAAUUUGAGGUCAAUCUCAAGAAGGCAUGUUACAUAAAGUUCGAUUACUUGGUUUACUACAAGAAAAAGAUCACUGGGAAGCUGAAAAUGGGGUCGAUUACCAAUUUGAAGGGCAUUCAGGUUAAGAGAUUCUUGUUCUGGUUUAAUGUUGAUGAGAUCAGUGUUGACUUACCGCCAACCGAUAGUAUUUACUUCAGUGUUGGGAUCAUAAACAAGAAGCUUGAUUUGGAUAAGUUCCGAACUGUUCGUUCUUGCAAAGCAGAUGCCCUUAUGAGACAGCUCCAGGCUCCCGUGGAUGAUAUCCCGAUGCUUAUUACCGAGUAG
Fraxinus pennsylvanica is the source of this 528-nucleotide messenger RNA. The record is from the annotation of a GenBank genome assembly. NCBI's taxonomy places the organism in Eukaryota, Viridiplantae, Streptophyta, Magnoliopsida, Lamiales, Oleaceae.